AUCCUAAUGGUGUGCCUUAUCUAAUAAGGGAUACAAUAUCUUACAUGUGGCUUGGCCUCUGGAACGAUCGUAGGGUCCUUUUCCACGAACAAGAUAAAUGUCCUUGACGCGUUGUCGUCUACGCUUGGUGUGGGGUGGGGGUGUGAAAACCGCAAUUCAUCAAUGAUCUGUGCCUGAAGUUGCAGGAUGUUGUUGAACACUAUUUAUUGUGGUGAGCUUUGUGGAUGUUGUAAGGUAUUAAUUAAUGGUUGUCAAUUGUUCACGUAUGCAUUAACAGUUGUGUAUGCAUUAGAUGAGCAAUUGUGACAUUACAAUUCUCUUUCCUCAAUGAUCUUAUCUGAUAUUAGUGAUGGUCUUUUAGCUGAUGAGAGCGUUGACCCCAAAGUAAACGGUUUUGGCGCUUUUGGUUUGUAAUGUUGUGACACUUUUAUCUCAAUAAUUCACGCGACUAGAACUUCCAGAGGCUCCACUAGUUCUCUGCGACAAUCAUAGCAAAUAAACAAAUCAGAAACAAGAAAGGAAAAGGAACAUUUUCUUUUUGGUGUACUUCUGCUGUUACACCUCAAAUAUGAUACCUUCAUUUCACAGGCCACAACCACUGUAAUAACCCCCACUUCUAAUUUCACAGAUUUUUGAUCAACCCAAUGGCUUUGUUUUUCCAAUUUAGGUAUAAGUAAUCGUCUGCUUUUCCAAAUUUCUCAAGUUGAAAUCUAAAUUACAUGAUAACCGGUGCACGACAGUGGUGUUUAAUUUGAAUUUGGCCGGCCAAUUAUUGGUGGGGUCUACCCUAACAGUAUAUUGAAUUUUAAUUGAAAAUUGCAAGUACCUGAAAGUCCAUAGAGGUCUGAGUUUCCCCCAUGCUUCUCUUUUUUUUUAUUUUAUUUAACAGCAAGGCCUGUGCCGACAACAACUUAGAAAACACAAGUCUGAAACAUAGAUGGUUUUUUUUUUUUUUUGGUCGAAGAAACAUGGAUGGUUUCAGACAGUUUUGAUUAUUGCAUCAAUUCCCAUGGGAAAGAUACAUUGGCACAAAGAUGGUUUCAGACAGUUUUGAUUAUUAUUGCAUCAGUUCCCAUGGGAAAGAUACAUUGGCACAAAGAUGGUUUCAGACAGUUUCGAUUAUGGAGAGUUCAAAGAGAAAAGAAGACCCCCAAAAAAAAAACAAAAAAAACAAAAAAAAAAAACUUGAGACCCAAGUUCACGUUAUGAGUUUGACAUUUGACAUAUUUAAGUGGUUAGCGUUGAUUUGGUCUUCCCGCGGAAACAUUUAUAUAUACAGCUUUCUCGUGCAGAGUUAUUGUGUAAAAGGAGAGUGCAGCUUCUGUGAAGGAGCGAACAAAUCAAGCCAAGGUUCAUUUGUUCAGAUACGUUAGAACAUAGAUAGAUUCAGCGUCACCGUUGCCCUUAUUGACUCUCUCUCCAACUCUCUCCUCUCUCCUCUCUUCUUUUCUACUUAAAUUCUAAGAGAGCUAUGAGGGUCAUUCUGCUGCUUCAUUUUCUCCCCGGGGUACUAGUUGGUUGGUGUUCUUGGUAUGCUCUGCAUAUCUGAAGCCUACACACUCACAGAUUUAAGCAAAUCCAGAUGAGCAAAUCCCCCAAUUGUGCAGAUUGUUAGGGUUGUUGGGUCUGCAGAUUAUAAUCAUGUCUUGUUUAACAGCAAGAACAGGGAGGCAGAGACAACGUUAUGAGGGCCAUUUGAGGCUUGUUUCAGGGUGUAUUCCUUAUAAGUUUGAAAAGAGUGUUGGGGGUUGCAAUCGCAGUAUGGAGAAAGAAUUGCUUGUUCUCAUGAUUUCUUCACCAAGUCGGGAUGAUCUUGUGUUUCCAAAGGGCGGAUGGGAGGAUGAUGAAACGAUGAGUGAAGCUGCCUGUCGUGAGGCCUGGGAGGAAGCAGGAGUGAAGGGAGUUCUUGGUGAAACUCCACUGGGAGAUUGGGAGUUCAGAAGCAAGAGCAAACAGAAUAGCUGCAGCCUGCAAGGAGGUUGUAGAGGUUUCAUGUUUGCAAUGGAGGUGACUGAAGAGCUCGACUCCUGGCCCGAGCAGGCUAACUAUGGAAGGAAAUGGCUUACCAAAGAAGAAGCAUUCAGAGUCUGUCGGUAUGACUGGAUGCGGGAAGCGCUUAAAAAAUUUGUGACAGCUCUCGCAGAGAGCAGGGAAAAUGACACAAUAAAAGAACUGGAAGAACUUCCUUUGAGGCCAAUCUCAGAAGUUGAGCAUCAAAUGCCAUCACAAGGCUGCUUUGGCAGUCAUCCUAGCAUCCAGCAGCUUGCAGCUUGAAAAUCCAUGUAGCAAAUGCAAAUGCAUUGCACAGGGUUGCGAAAGAGUCAUGUAGAAACUUCGUGUACUGAAAGUUGCCAGUUUAGCAAUCUCUCUGGUCUUAAAUUGCAGUAUUAUUUAGUAAUUCUGUUUAUUUUUUUUAGUGAGUCUGUUUAGCUCUUCAUCAUUUGUACAAACCCUGUAAUCAAAUCAAAUCAAGAUUUGAUGCAAUCAACUGUUCAUUAUAACCCUUGUUCAUGAUGUUAACAUCUAUUUCAAUUUUGC
Molecule: messenger RNA, 2538 nt
Organism: Prunus persica (peach)
Lineage: Eukaryota; Viridiplantae; Streptophyta; Magnoliopsida; Rosales; Rosaceae
Product: nudix hydrolase 13, mitochondrial
Exons: 5
Coding region: 1642-2274 (210 amino acids)
Cellular component (GO): cytoplasm; nucleus
Molecular function (GO): pyrophosphatase activity
Source: RefSeq, a predicted model, not a curated record